UUUUUGUUUUUGUUUUACUUCUCUUUUCGCCAACUCCUCUUUUCUUUGUUGUUUCCUCAUUGACUUGACCUUUCCCAAAGUAUGCAACUUUGUUCCUACCGUUAGGUGAAGCUUAAAGAGACCAUGUUCCUUCUCAGACCCAGGAGACUCAUCUUACUUGAGUUUGCUCCUCCUCCUCCUCCUCUGCCUCUUCCUUCUACUGAUACUACACAGCUUCUUCACAAUGCUUUUUGUUCAAAGGAUGUUCCAGGAGCACAUCAUCCGCAGGGGCCGGAGGUACGUUAGAAGGCUUAACUCUUGGCUUUUGAACUCAACGAUGCAGUCUUAUUGGGAUGAGAUUGAAAAUUUCAAGAAUAAAGUGUUUGAUGAACUGACUACAAAAGAUGAGAAGGUGUUGGAGAUUGGUAUUGGGACAGGUCCUAAUAUGAGAUACUUCGCCGCUCGUAAUGUGAAUGUAACUCUUCUUGGGUUGGAUCCAAAUCCUAAAAUGAAGAAGUAUGCACGCAAAGCCGCUGUGAGAGCAGGAUUGAAUCCUAAAAACUUUAGAUUCAUGCAAGGAGUAGGAGAGGCUAUACCAUUAGAAGAUGGUUCUGUGGAUGCAGUCGUUGCAACACUUGUUCUAUGUACUGUUUCUGACGUCACUCAAACACUCAAUGAAAUCAAGCGAGUGCUGAGACCAGGAGGGAGUUUCAUCUUCUUAGAACAUGUGGCAGCAGAAGGUACAUUAAAUGGAUCUCUCUUCAGGCGUUUGCAGAAACUGUUGGAUCCAUUGCAGCAGAUAUUAGCAGAUGGAUGCCAUUUGACAAGAAACACGAGAGAGUGCAUCUUGGAAGCUGGUUUCAGCGGUGGUGCCGAAAUAGAGACGGUGUCGAUGUAUAGUUUCCCGUGGAUAACAAGACCUCAUAUCUAUGGAGUAGCUUACAAGUAAAACUAUACAUCAAGCAUCAGCUCUGCUCAAAUGUGCGAGGCUGUAGACGGGUUUUGUCCUAGGAUGCUUAACGGUGUUAGCCAGUCCUGAAGCUAGUGACUUCUGCUAUUGGUCUACAUCACUAGCUACUAGCUGACUUUUCUCCGGUAAUUUUUCUUUGGGUAGAGUAGUUAUAGGUGGAGUCGACGGUGGAACUUUUGUAUUAGAGGUGGAUGUAAUCAAUUUUCACAGUUAUGUUGAUGAAUUCAAAGAUCCCAUCUCUGCUACGAAAGAACAUAUAAAAAAAAUUGUAUUUAGGUUAAUGGUUGCUUAAAACUUGAA
Molecule: messenger RNA, 1249 nt
Organism: Brassica oleracea var. oleracea
Lineage: Eukaryota; Viridiplantae; Streptophyta; Magnoliopsida; Brassicales; Brassicaceae
Product: methyltransferase-like protein 7A
Exons: 6
Coding region: 224-928 (234 amino acids)
Molecular function (GO): S-adenosylmethionine-dependent methyltransferase activity
Source: RefSeq, a predicted model, not a curated record